Sesamum indicum (sesame) is the source of this 1132-nucleotide messenger RNA. RefSeq names its product transmembrane protein (DUF962). NCBI's taxonomy places the organism in Eukaryota, Viridiplantae, Streptophyta, Magnoliopsida, Lamiales, Pedaliaceae. The record is from RefSeq and is a predicted model, not a curated record.
AAUUGCUAGCAACAAAGGGACAAAUAACAAAAGAAUAGGUUUGUGAAAGAAACAAAGAGGAGGGGCCAAUGAUUGAUUUUCUGCAAGCUCCUCCCAUCACAUAUCUCGAAAAUAUACUACAGUUAAAUUAGACCAUCGAACCAUUUUCUCCUGUUCAUCAACAGAGACUAGAGAUUCAGAUAGCUACAAUCUACCCUUCAUCACCCAACUCUGUCGUUUAUUUUUCUUCGUUGAUUAAGUCUGCUUCCAUCUUCCUUUUCUUACUUUUCAGACUUUUAUUUGGCAGAAUUUGAUGAUUAGUGAUCUGGGCGGCCGGCUGGGGAAACCCCUGGAAAUUCAGUGUUGGAUCUGAUUGUUAAGAAAAUUUGAUCAAGCCCAGUAGCGAUUUGGGGUGUUUAUAGAGUUCAGAUUGCUCGAAAGACAUGAAUUUCAGGAGCAUGGAGGAGUUUUGGCCGUUUUACAUGAACCAGCACUCGAAACCAGCAACAAGGCGUUGGCAUUUUGCAGGGACCCUUUGCAGUAUUUUGUGGUUGGUGUACUCAGUGCUGUUCAAUUGGUGGUUUGUGAUAUUGGUGCCGGUAAUUGGGUAUGGCUUCGCUUGGUAUAGCCAUUUCUUUGUUGAAGGGAAUGUUCCUGCAACUUUUGGGCACCCCUUUUGGUCUCUACUAUGUGAUUUCAAAAUGUUUGGAUUGAUGCUUACUGGUCAAAUGGAUAGAGAAAUCAAGAGGCUUGGUAAGAGGCCUAUAUUGCAAGCAUACUGAUACUCGUGUUUUGAGUGCUUCUUAUGAUUUUGUACUUCUUCUUAAGACAUAGUUCUAAUGACAUGUGCACAACUUUCUUGUCAUUGAGAUUCUUUCUUGAAUUCUGUUCAAAUCUGUCGUUGUAUAAUCUGGUUCAAGCUUCUUACAAUCAUGGCUUCUGCAACUUGGAUAUCUUGCCUUGUAGGAUAGUUGCCUGUCUGCUGGAAUUUGGUCUAUUUAUGAAUAUGGCGAACGGCAAAGCCUCCUCUUGGGAUCAGUCGACUUUAACAUUGUACAUGCUUUUGAGUUUUUCGAGUUUGGGGUAGUAAUAGUAUAGUUUCUACUGACCUGUUCUCGUCUCUGCUGUUCGGGCGACUACUUACUGCAAAAUA